Symbiodinium pilosum is the source of this 1056-nucleotide messenger RNA. NCBI's taxonomy places the organism in Eukaryota, Dinophyceae, Suessiales, Symbiodiniaceae. The record is from the annotation of a GenBank genome assembly.
AUGCAGCCGCGCCCCUUGAGCAUGCAGGAGGUGUUGGACAUGCUAGACCCCCAGCGCAUCGCCAAGUUUUUGCACGUGGAGGUGCCGAUUCGGAUCGCAGAGCGGAUCAGGUGGAUACAAGAUAUCCCGAACUGGGAGGAGAUCCAGGAGCUGCGAGAUAUCCACACGUCGCACAUGAAGGUGUUCCGAGACCUCCGGUUGGUGCAGCGCCGCCCCACACUGGAUGCCUUCACUGCUGUUGUCCAGCACGCGCUGCAUGCACAGCAGCCGGUUCGGCACAAGGUGGCACUGGCCAUGCAUCGGCUUCACACGCAGCGAGGUGAAGAGUUUGGCAGUGACUUCACCGACCCCUGGGCAGAUGAUUUCCUUCUGAACUGCAUUGGCACUGAGAUGCUCAUGUCGCAGUACCUGGCCUGCGUGACGAUGGAAGAUUCUGGAGCAAGACAGAGGGGACACGCCAUGGCUGGAAUAAUUGACCCAGAUUGCGACGUGGCGCAGAUCUGCCGUGAAACUGCAAUGAAGGUACAAGAGAUCACGGAGGAACACACUGGACGUUGCCCAUUCAUCCAAGUGGAGGUCUUCCAAGAGCGCGCAAUUCCAAGGUUCUCAUACAUCCCCGGUUUCCUGCGCUUCAUCAUGACGGAGGUGCUGAAAAACAGUUGCCGUGCAACGGCUGAAGUUGCAAAGUCGGACCGUGAUGUACAGAAACGGCCUAUCAAUGUGAUCGUUUGCGCAGACGACCACGAGGUUGCAAUUCGGGUCAGUGACCGUGCACGAGGCAUUCCUUUUGGUGUGGGACAGAAAGUUUGGUCCUACCUUUACACAACUGCUGGCAAAGGUCCUAGCAAUUAUGGUCAGCACGCGACAUCGCUGGCAGGAUACGGCAUAGGCCUCCCACUUUCUCGCCUCUAUGCCCGGUAUCUGGGAGGGUCGUUGAACCUGGUAUCCUUGCCUGGGUAUGGAACAAGUGUUGAUUUGUUCCUUCGGCGCGUGAAUGCAAAUCAGGUCGAAAUAGUACCUGACAAUGAUGCCGAUGAUUCUGAUCGGAGGUCUUAG